Molecule: messenger RNA, 1773 nt
Organism: Corticium candelabrum
Lineage: Eukaryota; Metazoa; Porifera; Homoscleromorpha; Homosclerophorida; Plakinidae
Exons: 16
Coding region: 31-1587 (518 amino acids)
Biological process (GO): calcium ion transmembrane transport; intracellular calcium ion homeostasis
Cellular component (GO): membrane
Molecular function (GO): calcium:proton antiporter activity
Source: RefSeq, a predicted model, not a curated record
UCGUGUGUGUCUUGCUCACUAGCUGCGAUCAUGCGUUUUGUGACUUUGUUUCUAUUAUGUGUGUCUACAUGUGGCAUGGGUUUGUCACUUAGCGCUGAGAAUACGACAGUACGACCUGGCAACACGAGCAACUCGACGUCAGAGCCGAGUUACUACAGAUGUGGUAAGGGCAUCUUCCCUUGUUCGGGCACGAUCACAGGAAAUGUGGUGUUGAUGGCAUUUUAUGGAGUAAUCCUCGGUAUUGCUGCCAAACUUAUUACAGAUGGUGCUGAACUACUUCUCGACCUUGGUCUACGUGCUUCAGUGGUUGGUGGCCUCAUAUUGCCCUUAUUAGGAGCUCUGCCAGACGCAGCCAUCAUCAUUUUCUCAGGAAGUUUUGGCUCGACAGAAUCAGCACAACACAGUUUACAAGUUGGAAUGGGGACACUUGCUGGCAGCACAGUCAUGUUGUUGACGUUGCCGUGGUUUGGAAGUUUGAUUUUGGGUCGUAAUGAUAUUCAGCAUAAUGGGGAGGCUAAGGAUGAGACUGGAACUGGGCCAUUAAGUUUAACUAAACAAGGUGUGACUAUUUUACCUGAUGUUUUGUAUGGAAUUAUUGCCAUGUUGCUCACAGCUUUGCCGUAUCUGAUUAUUCAAGGAGCUGACUGGCACUUUGGUCCUACAAAAACCGGCCCACAACCUGCAUACAUACAGAGAGCUGCAGCUGCUACCAUGUCAUUCGCUCUCAUUGGUCUUGUUGCUUAUCUCAUCCUGCGGGUGUACGACUCUCGAUCUUCAGAACGAAGGGCUGAGAAACACAGAGAAGAGAUGCUUAUACGUCGUGUUGCAGCUCGUUUGUAUCUCUUAUCCAGUCACCAAGUUCUCAGCAGUACAAAAGGCGAAACAGAAACAUCAACACAUGAAGAAGAGACGUCAUUACUUGAAAAGGGUGAUAGCAAGAAGGGAAGAGGCUUGAGGAAGAAAUAUUAUGGAGCACGGAGAGGUCGUGAUGAUGGUACUGGUUCUGAGUCACAAGAGAUGUCGGCAGCAGAAGGGGAACAACCAAACGAGACAGCGGAGGGAGAAGAAAAAGAAAAGCCGGUGUCCAAACGGUCGCUUGUAAUCAAAUCAUGGCUUAGUCUAGAGAUUGGUGUGAUUCUGGUGAUUGGUUUCUCUGGCCCCAUGUGUGAUGUCUUGAAAUCAAUAACAGAUCCCAAGAACGAAUCAUAUCUCCCCAUCCGACCAUUUUACGUCUCGUUUGUUAUCACUCCAAUUUGUUCAAAUGCUCCUGAGCUGUUUUCGUCGCUGGUCUUUGCGAUGAAGAAGAAGAAAGUCAACAUUUCAAUGACAUAUGCACAGCUAUACGGGGCUGCCACUAUGAACAACACAUUGUGUCUCGCUGUCUUCAUGGCUCUCGUCUAUAUUCGUAGUCUGAAAUGGCAAUAUUCCGCAGAGGUGUUUGUUAUUCUGUUGGUUGAAUUGAUUGUUGGCAUUAUUGGAUUUCGAAAGACGUACAAGUUGUGGCUUGGAAUUCCCAUUGCAUUGCUCUACUUCAUCUCCAUUGGCCUUGUCGCAUUCCUCGAGUCACCUGCCAUUGGCUGGAAGUAAAUGAAUUGACAAACGACGAAGCAGAUAGACAGCAAUUUGAAUGAUGAAAUACUUAUCGUGGUCUUUAAUUUUUAUUUGUUGCAGAGCACGCAAGUGUCUGUGCUUCAGUGUGUUGUAUCAUUUAUUUCAAUUUAUUGUAGUUAGUUAUUAAUUAAUGACGUCAGAACAUGAUUGAAUGUGAUUCCA